Molecule: messenger RNA, 941 nt
Organism: Calliphora vicina (urban bluebottle blowfly)
Lineage: Eukaryota; Metazoa; Arthropoda; Insecta; Diptera; Calliphoridae
Gene: Chmp1
Product: charged multivesicular body protein 1
Exons: 3
Coding region: 139-750 (203 amino acids)
Biological process (GO): protein transport; late endosome to vacuole transport; endosome transport via multivesicular body sorting pathway
Cellular component (GO): ESCRT III complex; multivesicular body
Source: RefSeq, a predicted model, not a curated record
AAACAAAUCUAAAUAGGAAAAUAAACUCUUAUUGAUAAAAAAAUACAGAACAUAAAAUAAUUUUUAUAUUAACUAAAUAAAAAAACAAUAAUUUAUAUUUUUUUGGGUUAAAAAAAAAGCAGCAAACUGGGGAACGAUAUGUCUACUACACAAAUGGAAAAACAUUUAUUCAAUCUAAAAUUUGCGGUUAAGGACUUAGAACGCAAUAGUAAGAAAUGCGAAAAGGAAGAGAAAUUGGAAAAGGCUAAAGCCAAAAAGGCCAUACAAAAAGGUAAUAUGGAAGUAGCACGAAUACAUGCGGAAAAUGCUAUAAGACAGAAAAAUCAAGCAGUUAAUUACCUACGCAUGAGCGCCAGAGUAGACGCUGUGGCUAGUCGAGUACAAUCGGCCCUAACUACUCGCAAGGUUACUGGUUCAAUGGCCGGUGUAGUCAAAGCUAUGGAUGCUGCCAUGAAGGGUAUGAAUCUAGAGAAAAUCUCUUCAUUGAUGGAAAAGUUCGAACAACAAUUUGAGGAUUUGGAUGUACAAAGUUCGGUAAUGGAAAAUACCAUGUCGGAUACCGUUACUACAUCAGUGCCUCAGGGAGAUGUUGAUAAUCUCUUGCAACAAGUUGCUGAUGAGGCUGGUUUGGAACUUAACAUGGAAUUACCUAGUGGUGUUCAAUCAUCUACCAUUGGUGCCUCUACCCAGGUAUCGCAAGAACAGGAUGAAUUAACCCAACGUUUAGCUCGUUUGAGACAAGCCGAAUAAGUUUGAUUUAUUUUUGUUAACUUUUAAGAUGGCUUCUUUUCCCCAUUCUUGUAAUGCUUUGCUUCUAUGGACCGAUAAGUAGUUUUUAAGGAGCCAGCAAAGAAUUUGUAUUUUAAAUUUAUGUUUUGAAUUUCACUUUGUCAAUACAUAUACUACUCACCCGAUAUGUUUUAUUGCAUACAAUUUUUAUU